UCAAGUUUUUCGAAUAGAGAAAUACUCACCAGUGAGCCCCUGGAAGUCGACAUUCAACGAUGAACGCAGGAAAAAUUCAGAUUGAGGAGCAAAUUUUCAACAGAAAUUACAAAUCCGAUCUAAGCUUCAACAUCCGUUUCAAUUUUUGGAUGUUAAGAUUGGUAGGUUCCUGGCCUAGACCAGUGUAUCACCCAAGGCUGAAAACGAUCGAGAAUGCGUUCUUGCAACUGCUGUGCUAUGUUCUACUUGGCUGCUCUUUGAUUCCCGGUAGUGUCGGCAUCGUGUUCGAGCAGAAAGACCUUUACAUGCAAUUCAAACUAGGUAGUACUCUCGGUUUUAUCUUAAUGGCGGUAUUGAAAUACUAUUUUCUCAACCAUCACGAGGACGAUAUACGUUGGUGUACGGAGUACAUCGACAACGAUUGGAAGAAUGUGAAACAUUACGAGGACCGUAAAAUAAUGUUAGAUAGUGCGAGUUUCUGUCAUCGACUCAUCCUGAUAUGCGGAUUUUUCUCGUACGGGUCCGUGAUCUUCUUUUGUAUCAUCCUACCUCUCACACAAGGGAGAAUCGUGGAAGAAGGUGGCAAUUUGACUUACAUCAUGCCGUCUAUCUAUUUUCCAAUGACAAUCUUGGACUUUCGCCACAGUCCGUACAACGAAAUUAUUUGCAUGGUACAAUUGUUAUCGUCAUUCGUGUGCAAUAGUAUUACGGUGACUGCUUGCGCUCUAGCUGCACUUCUCGCAAUGCAUGCCUGUGGACAAAUACAGGUUUUGAUGAGUUGGAUGGAGAAUUUGGUGGACGGACGUGAAAAAAACAUCGAUAGUCUGGAUCAGAGGCUAGCUAAUAUCGUGGAGCUACAUGUCCGGAUAGUUAAGUUUUUCAGUUUCAUAGCUCGCACGGACAAUCUGUUACGCGAGAUAUCGCUAAUAGAAUUCGUGGGAUGCACUAUAAUUAUGUGUUUCGUAGGAUACUAUACAAUGAUGGAAUGGAGUUUUACACAACCUGUUAGUGGCCUGACGUGGAUAAUAGUACUCAUAUCAAUCACAUUUAACAUUUUCAUAUUCUGUUACAUCGGUGAACUAUUAGUACAAGAGACAAUAAAAAUUAGCGAAAAGUCUUAUAUGAUCGAGUGGUACCGAAUGCCUGGAAAAACACAGCUCGCUAUACCACUAAUAAUUUCUAUGUCACGUUCCACCAUGAAGAUCACCGCCGGCAACAUCAUUGAACUCUCCGUUAGUAGUUUUGCUGACGUGAGUAUCGCAGUAGACGUGCACAAAUUAAAAAUAAAUCAGGCAUGUCCAAACUGCUGUUUUAAGGAUGGGAGCGCUCUCGCUGAUUUUCGAGCAGGAUGAUGACUCGAGCAUGGAGCAGAGUGUUGUAAAGUAGUCGGGAAAUCACAUUGUAUUAAUCUUAUUAUUCUUCUAAAGAGAAAGCAUUCGUUUGUAUGUUAGCAAAAGUCUCAAAAACGGCUGAAGAAUUUGCA
Messenger RNA from Ceratina calcarata, 1483 nucleotides. RefSeq lists its product as uncharacterized. Lineage: Eukaryota; Metazoa; Arthropoda; Insecta; Hymenoptera; Apidae. Gene Ontology annotation, cellular component: plasma membrane. The record is from RefSeq and is a predicted model, not a curated record. Gene Ontology annotation, molecular function: odorant binding; olfactory receptor activity. The transcript has 4 exons. Bases 60 to 1352 code for a protein of 430 amino acids. Gene Ontology annotation, biological process: detection of chemical stimulus involved in sensory perception of smell; sensory perception of smell.